This is a messenger RNA of Staurois parvus, 334 nucleotides long. Lineage: Eukaryota; Metazoa; Chordata; Amphibia; Anura; Ranidae. The record is from the annotation of a GenBank genome assembly.
CCACCUGAUGCCACUCUGCAGUGCCACCUACCUGUGCCCAGAAGUGCCACCUACAUGUGCCCAGCAGUGCCACCCACCUGUGCCCACCCACCUGUGCCCACCAGUGCCACCCACCUGUGCCCACCAGUGCCACCCACCUGUGCCCACCCACCAGUUCUGCCCACCAGUGCCACCCACCAGUGCAGCCCAGCAGUGCUGCAGUCAGUGCCACCAGUCAGUGCCCAGGGGUUGUGCCAGCCAGUGCCCCAGUCAGUGCCCAGAAGUGAUGCCAGUCAGUGCCAUCAUUCAGUGCCGCAUAUUCAGUGCCGCCUAUCCGGGACCCCUAUUUAGUGCU